This is a messenger RNA of Protopolystoma xenopodis, 255 nucleotides long. The record is from the annotation of a GenBank genome assembly. NCBI's taxonomy places the organism in Eukaryota, Metazoa, Platyhelminthes, Monogenea, Polystomatidea, Polystomatidae.
AUGUUCAGAUCCGGGCCCACUCGUCGGCCGGUUGCACCGGCAAGUGGCGCGAGCGCAGAUCAACCGCCCACGCAUGCAGCACAUCGUCUCCACGCCAUCGGCGUCAUCGGCAGCGUCAAAAGAAGACAGGAUCCCGCCUUGGCCCCACCACUAACCCCAACGUCGUCUGAUGCCGGAGCCGAGAGCAAAUGUGGACCUCGGCGCCAUGACAUUCAAGGAGCUGUUCUGGCAGUCUGGGUGAGCAUACACUUUUGA